Lolium perenne is the source of this 2384-nucleotide messenger RNA. RefSeq names its product putative serine/threonine-protein kinase-like protein CCR3. The record is from RefSeq and is a predicted model, not a curated record. Gene Ontology annotation, molecular function: ATP binding; protein kinase activity. NCBI's taxonomy places the organism in Eukaryota, Viridiplantae, Streptophyta, Magnoliopsida, Poales, Poaceae. Gene Ontology annotation, biological process: cell surface receptor signaling pathway; protein phosphorylation.
GGCAGAAUUUGUGGACGCGGAUGCUCCGGCAGGAUGUGCGGGGCGGCGGGCAGUGUUUAGGGGCCAGGCUGCACGGCGGAUUUAGUGCGCGGCGGCCCGGCGAAUUUGGGGGCGUGGCCGCUCCGGCAGGAUGUGCCGAGGCUGCGGUUAAGGGCGAGGCUGCUCGGCGAAUUUAGGGGCGUGGUGGCUCCGGCAGGAUGCGCGCGGCUGCGGUUAGGGGCGUGGCGGUGUUUAGGAGCGAGGCUGCCCGGUGGAUCUGGGGGCGCGCCGGCCGGCGGCGAGUAUCUGAGCAGAAGGAGCCGCGUGAGGAGAAGUUUCACGGCAAUAGGGAGCAAGAAGCCGCCAUCUUUCCGAGUCGCGACCUCGUGUGCAGGUAGAGGCGGCCGCAAUGGCGCUGUGGACUGGGCUAGGCCAGGCGGCGACGGUGGCGCAGCUGGUCGGCGCCGACGUUGGCGGCCUCAUCUCUAUGAUCAUGCAGGCUGCACUGACUGCAAGGCAGAACAGAAAGGAGUGCGAGCAGCUCGCGCGCCGGGUCCUCAUGAUCGCGCAGCUGCUGCCGCACGUGCAGGACCCGGAGGCGGCGCAGCAGCUGGCCGGGCUGGGCGACACGCUCCGGGAUGCCCACGAGCUCGUCGUGUCCUCACAAGGGAGGAGCGCGGCGUACCAGUUCGUCAUGGCUGGCAGGCAGGCCGAGAGGUUCAAGGAGGUGCAGAGCAAGAUCGACUUCUACCUCAUCCUCUUUCCCGUCAUUAGCCACAUCGGCAUAACACGCCGCCUAGAGAGAAUCUACAACGUCCUCGUGCAAGAUGACUCCACCAGAGCUGACCCAUCAUCUCAACUUCCACUGUCAUCCCAGCUGCAGGAUUCUACAGAGGUCACUCAGGAGGAGGUAGUUCCACAUGGAACCCAGGAAUUCACGUUAGCGGAGAUAAUGGCUUACACCAAUAAAUUUUCGUGUGACAACCUGAUUAGUGAAGGUAGCCAUGGAAAUGUGUACCGUGGCAGGCUUCACGAUGGGCGAGAGGUGGCUGUGAAGCGCAUGGUGAACAUGCAGUUGACCAAUUUACAUGAGGAAUUCGACACGGAGCUUGCCAUCCUGUCAGGGCUGCAACACAAACACAUCAUCCGCCUCCUUGGAUCGUGUGUGACUCUGAGCAAGGACAAGCGCCUGCAAGCCACCACACUGAAGAGGAAAAAGGGCCUGCUAAAAAGGUGGAGAAAGGAACCGGAAGAGUCGGAAGAGCCGGAAGUUCUGGAGAGGCUUAUCGUUUAUGAGUACAUGGAGAAUGGCACGCUCUUCAACCACCUGCACUCUGACCAUGGCUCAUCCGACCUGUCGCAUGUGACUUUGUCGUGGAAGAUGCGCAUCAAUGUGCUCCUCGGCGUGUCGCGUGCCAUGGAGCACCUACACUGUCAUGCCAACCCACCUAUCAUCCACCGUGAUAUCAAGUCGGCUAACAUCCUUUUCGAUGCCAAUUGGGUUCCGCAUUUGUCAGACUUUGGCUUGUCGGUCGCGUGGGACAUCGCGAGUGAUGAGUCAGACAUGGAAGUCUCCGGAAUUGCAGGCACAUAUGGGUACAUAGCCCCCGAGCACAUAAUGAAUGGUCGUCUAAGUCUGGCGAGUGACGUGUACAGCUUAGGCAUGGUGAUGCUCGAGGUUCUUACAGGGAAGAAGGCAUAUUCUGAAGAGGUGACAUUUGCAGAUCUCCCCACCGUACCGUGUCAUUUGGACAUGCGACCUGUACCGGAGCCAACACCAUGGCAGCUUCAGGCGCUGAAGCGUGUGGCAUGGACUGCACGAUGCUGUGUGAAGUUGGAUGCAAAGGACCGGAUGGCCAUUUCAGAGGUCGUUGCCAACCUUGAGAAGGCACAUGAGUUGAUCUGCAGAGAUGAGCCAGGUUCAGUAGAUGAACCAGAUUUGUUUGACGAGUUGCCAGACUCACCACGUGCCAGCAGCGUGUCAUCAGAAGGCUACCGGUCCGAUCUGGAACCUGAGGUGUUGGAGGAGGGGCGUUGACACUAAUCCUUGAAGGCGGUCUCUGGCUUCAAUCACCCGAUGAGCAUCCUGCUAUGACACGUAGGUAAUGCCAUAUUUGGGUAAUCAACAUGCGCUUGUUGGCAUGGACGCCUUAGCACAUCCUCAUAACAAGCAAGGCACCGGUUAUAGCACAUAUUUGUAUGGAAGAUAGCACGACAAUAUGCAUGUACUUCAGAACUGAGAUAGGAGAAGUGAACCUAAAUAAAUUUAGAGAGUGCAGUUAGACAAGACUACGAACAAUUUGAGCAAGACAACAUACCAGUUCAUCAUGUCUAGUAUUUGAGCAAGCUAGUAAAGAAUGCAGCUCAUAACACACUGUUUUCUUUAGCAGAUGAUGUUGCCAUAC